CACCACAUUGGCCACCACAUUGAGUUCAAUGCAUCUUUGAAAAAUACUUCAAUACCUACUCUAUCUUAAGUGCUAAUAAACAGUUCAAAGCUGUCGAAGAAUCCUUACAGAAAGCACCAGAAAAGCUUUCAAGCCUGUCUUCAUUGAAGAGUUUAGACAAAUACUUGCGAUGCUCCGGGAAGCUCUCUUCAGGAAUUUUCAGCACGCCAUCACGUAAUUGAAGUCUACACUUCAUUUUACGAACUAUUGAUUUCACACUCAUUCAUUGUUUCGACUGUUUACAAGAAAAGCUUCGUUUCCCUGGGCUAUUGUUCACUGUUUAUAUAAGCGAUGAAUACAAAUUAACUUUUGGAUUAUAAAUUUGAGUGGAUUCUCGAGGCUCAAUCACUCCAGCGUUGACACGAUUACAGUAACAUUCACAACGGCAGAAUGACUCGAGUGGUAUUCUUCGUGACCAUAUUUCUACUUUUUAGCUUCGCUACUUCACUCUCAGGCGCUAAAUGGUCGGCGUUGAAAAUCCUUCAAACAGGAAGAGAGGCUUACGAGAAACUGACGGAAAGCGUGCGAGAGGGCGCCAAGUUGGGACUGACCGAGUGCAAGAAGCAGUUUAGUUACGAGAAGUGGAAUUGUAGCAUUACUUUCAGAAAUAAACGUCUCGCUGACAUGCCAAUAUUCAUUCAGUCAAGCCUUCCAUUGGCCAAUAAGGAAACAGCUUUCGUCCACAGCAUCAGUGCCGCUGGUGUGACGUACAGACUGACUCAAGAUUGCCGUCGAGGCAAGUUUGAAAACUGUGACUGUGUCCAAUCCAAGAAAAAGUCCGCGAAAGAAUGGGGAGGCUGCCAUGACAACUUCAAGUUUGGUGAUACCUUAGCUAAGCAUUUCCUUGAUGUCCUGGAAAAGAACAACAAGGCGAGAAGUGCGAUGAACAUUCAUAAUAAUGAAGUAGGACGAAAGGCGGUCAGAGCUACUUUGAUGAAAGAGUGUAAGUGCCAUGGUGUCUGUGGAAGCUGCUCAACCAAAACCUGCUGGAAGCAACUCGCUCCCUUUGAAAAAGUCGGCAACUACCUGAAAGAAAAGUACCUGAAAGCUAAAGAAGUUCGCGUGAAAAAAGAUAAACUGGUCCAGAAAAUCAAACCCAAAACUUUCCAACCAAUCGCCAAGAAAGACCGCAGCCUCGUUUUCAUUGAAUCAUCCCCAGACUACUGCCGUUACAACGCAACCGCUGGCUCACUUGGUGUCCUGGGUCGAGUAUGUUAUAGUGAUUCUCCAAACUAUGCAAAGUGUAAUAAUUUGUGCACAGCUUGUGGUUAUAAUAUCCAAAAGAAGUUACUCGUUAGAUCAGUUAAAUGUGAAUGCAAGUUCGAAUGGUGUUGUAGGGUUAAAUGUAAGACUUGUAUGCAGCUUGCUGCCAUGACAACGUGCCAUAGAUAGCGCUGGAUCAAUAGAUUUCUUAACAUAAAUUUUUUCGUAAAUAUUAUAGACUACUUAUCGUUAAGGAGUUGGUUUCUGUUCUUAAGACAUUUUUAUAUAAAUAUUUUCAUGCAAAUAAGUGUACAGUUAAUAUAGGAAAACUCCUUGUAAAUAUUCAGAAAGCUA
Messenger RNA from Actinia tenebrosa (Australian red waratah sea anemone), 1596 nucleotides. RefSeq names its product protein Wnt-8a. Gene Ontology annotation, cellular component: extracellular region. Lineage: Eukaryota; Metazoa; Cnidaria; Anthozoa; Actiniaria; Actiniidae. Gene Ontology annotation, molecular function: frizzled binding; cytokine activity. Gene Ontology annotation, biological process: neuron differentiation; multicellular organism development; canonical Wnt signaling pathway. The record is from RefSeq and is a predicted model, not a curated record.